AUGUGCUCAUUUUGGGGGCCAAAGAAAGCUCCAAAGCUGAUAAAGCCGAUGAAUGUGGUCGGACUUUCUAGUGACGAGACAAGAGCGCUUGAUGUACGACGGCGUCUCGUUGAUUCCUCGUCGGAGAGUUAUAACUUUAUGUUUUACUUUGUCAUUGGCGCCAUGAUGCUCACGUGUUUCGUGUACAAUAUCUUCUUUAAACGGAAAAUGGAAGCCAAUCUCUUCCAACAGCAAGCAAUACCCGAGACAAUGCUACGACAAGAUGUAAUUGCUAGUGAUCAAGACAUGAAUAAUUUGUGGGAGUGUGAAGUUUGCUCUUUUAAGAGCUAUGACGCUCAGUUGACAUGCAUGUUGUGUGGGACUGAUCGUUCCUUUAAGCUAAUGGACAAGACUGGUCGAUCGGGAGACGAUACUACGAGUGAAUAUAGUAUCAAUGCGCUCUUUUCGACCUCGUCCAGUACAAAAUAUAUGUUGUAUAUGGAAGAAAAGGAGAAGGAGAAUCCACUGACUCGUAGUACAUUGAACAGUAAACCAAUGGCUUCUCGAUCGAUCAAGUCACAGGCGUCAACGAAGAUUAACAGGGAAUCUUUCAAACAAAAACUCAGUGUGCUUAAUCUUCGACAACAGUCGGCUCGACGUCGGCAUGAAUGGUCAAGAAAACGUAAUGACGAUGGAGAACUGAUUUGGGUGAGAAAAAAACGUUUUAUGGACCGGAAGGUACUGCGAAGUCUACGGACGUUGGAUGGACUGCAUAGUCAGUCAUCGACGUCCUUACGUGACUCGAUUCUUUCAAGCGGGAGUACCAACUCGGUGGGGAUUGUGUCGCGUGUUGUUGUAUCGCCCAAGAACCCAACGGGACGGUUAUCGCUUGAGUCUGCUGAUGGAGCGCUGGCAAAGCGCUGCUCCGACAGCUCCAAGUUUACGCAGGAUGAACUAGAACAGGUUGGCUCGCUAUCUUUUCAGCAGAAACAUGCGUGGUUUGUACAGCACACAGCGGCUAUGGAGGUGCCAUGGGAAUAUGGACACGUGCUGCUCGAGAUCGAGCGUGACAACUUACUCCACAACUCGUGCGAGCAAUUACUGUGGGCGACGCCGGAUCAGUUUCAUCAGUCGCUUCGAAUUAAGUUUGCGAAUGAACCGGGCGUGGAUGCUGGAGGAUUGGUGCGCGAGUGGUUUACGCUGAUGACAAAAGAAGUCUUUGAUGACUCAACUGGCUUAUUUUAUAGAAGUGGAAAUGGCGAUGGCCUUAUGAUCAACCCAUCGUCCGCCGAAGCUAGCGUCGAUCACCUGAUGUAUUACCAAGCCAUCGGUCGCUUCAUUGGCAGGGCGCUUUUUGAAGGCAUUCUGAUCGAUGCGCAUCUGGCGCUCCCAGUGUGCAAGCAUAUUCUAGCUAUCCCCAUAACCUUUUCGGAUCUUGAGUUCGUGGACAAUGAUUUGUACAAGAACUUAAAGUGGCUGCGAGAGAACAAAGAUGUGGAAUCGCUGGCUUUGGACUUCACUGUCAACGUCGAUCAAAUGUCAAACACGAAGAAGGUGGUGGAUUUGGUACCAAAUGGCUCAAAUAUCUCUGUGACGGAAGAGAACAAGAUGGAGUAUAUUAACUUGCGCUUCAAGUGGAUCGUUGCAACAAGCAUAUCGCUGCAGCUUGGUUCAUUGAUGCAAGGUCUUUUCUCUAUCAUCCCCAAGGAGCUGAUCUCUGUCUUCGAUCAUCAAGAGCUGGAGCUUCUGAUGUGUGGAAUCCCCGACAUUGACGUACAAGACUGGAAAUCUCACACUAUUUAUGUUGGGGAGCGUGACCACCGAGCCAUUGCCUGGUUUUGGAAUAUUGUGCGUGCGUUCACGAAUGAGCAGAGGGCGCGCUUGCUACAGUUUACAACAGGUUCAGCUCGGGUCCCCGUGCAAGGCUUUAAAGCGCUGACCAUGAACGACGGGCGCAUUUGCCCGUUUACGAUUCAAUGCGUCAGCGCCGAUGAAUGUUUGUAUCCGCGGGCUCACACUUGCUUCAACCGCAUCGAUUUACCACGAUACAGCAACGAGAAGGACUUGCAAAUCGCGUUAUCUCUUGUGAUCCAAAUGGAAGUAACUGGUUUUACAAUUGAGUAA
Messenger RNA from Peronospora farinosa, 2103 nucleotides. The record is from the annotation of a GenBank genome assembly. Lineage: Eukaryota; Oomycota; Peronosporomycetes; Peronosporales; Peronosporaceae.